GGAGAGUUAUCAGCAAGCCCACGCAGUAGGUGAGCAGUGCGUGGGCACUCACCUAAUGGCUCCAGGGAUCGGCCCGUUUGCUGUGUGUGUGUGUGUGUGUGUGUGUGUGUGUGUGUGUGUGUAUGUGUGUGUGUUCAGAGCCACUGUGUGCAUUGCCUCCCAGGAGCAGUAAAUGCUGAGUGCACAUAGUUGGUAUUAAAGAGAAUGGAAGGGCAGCUGACUGGAGAACUGCUGCUUGACUAUUGGAGGGUUUGCACGAUGUCCAUGCUGUAGUAAAGUAUAAUUCUCCAGCUAGCAGCUGGAAGCUAGUGUUAUUGUUUGUGCUGAGAUAUCAGACUUCUCCAGCCUAUCUCUCUGUAUGGUGUUUUUAUUGUUUUUUCCUAGAGAACUUUUAGCAGUUACGGAAAGCACAGUUUUGGUGAAAGCCCAGCUCAGAGCUUACAGCUUAAGAAAUGGCAGCACAGUGUGUGACUAAGGUGGAGCUGACUAUUGCCUGCACAAAUCUUUUGGAUAAGGAUGUUGGUUCCAAGUCAGACCCGCUGUGUGUUCUUCUCCAGAAUACGAGUGGUCAGCAGUGGUAUGAGGUUGAUCGCACAGAAAGAAUUAAGAAUUCCUUGAACCCUAAAUUUUCGAAGAAAUUUCUAAUUGAUUACUAUUUUGAGCUUGUUCAGAAACUUAAAUUUGGAGUAUAUGAUAUUGAUAACAAAACCAUUGAACUGGCUGAUGAUGACUUCCUAGGAGAAUUUGAAUGUACACUGGGACAAAUAGUUUCUAGCAAGACUCUAACGAAACCAUUAGUACUUAAAAAUGGCAGACCUGCUGGGAAAGGAAGUAUUACGAUUACAGCAGAAGAAGUGAAGGAUAACAGAGUUGUCUUAUUUGAAGUAGAAGCGAGGAAAUUGGACAAUAAGGAUUUUUUUGGAAAGUCAGAUCCUUAUCUGGAAUUCCACAAGCAGACUGCAGAUGGAAACUGGGUGAUGGUUCACAGAACAGAGGUUAUUAAAAACAACUUGAAUCCUGUUUGGAGGCCCUUUAAAAUCUCUCUCAAUUCUCUGUGCUACAGUGACAUGGAUAAGCCCAUCAAGGUUGAGUGCUAUGACUAUGAUAGUGAUGGGUCUCAUGAUAUCAUAGGAAGUUUCCAAACCACGAUGUCAAAACUGAAGGAAGCAUCUCGGUCCUCACCUGUUGAAUUUGAGUGCAUCAAUGAGAAGAAAAGACAAAAGAAGAAAAACUACAAAAACUCUGGAAUUGUGAGUGUUAAGCACUGUGAGAUCAUAGUAGAAUGUACAUUCCUUGAUUACAUCAUGGGUGGGUGUCAGCUGAAUUUCACAGUGGGCAUAGAUUUCACAGGCUCCAAUGGAGAUCCACGCUCUCCUGACUCCCUUCACUACCUAAGCCCUGAUGGAGUUAAUGAAUACCUAACAGCCGUUUGGUCCGUAGGGAUGGUCAUUCAGGAUUAUGAUACAGAUAAGAUGUUUCCAGUCUUUGGAUUUGGUGCACAGAUUCCUCCUUCCUAUCAGGUGUCACAUGAGUUCCCUAUAAAUUUUAACCCAUCAAACCCAUUCUGUAAUGGAAUCCAAGGCAUUGUUGAUGCAUAUCGUGCUUGUCUUCCUCAAGUGAGGUUAUAUGGGCCAACCAAUUUUUCUCCAAUUAUAAAUCAUGUGGCAAGAUUUGCUGCUGCAGCCACACAGCAGCAAACAGCAUCUCAAUACUUUAUUCUUCUGAUCAUAACGGAUGGUGUGAUAACAGACCUCGAUCAAACUCGAACUGCCAUAGUUAAUGCUUCAAAAUUGCCCAUGUCCAUUAUCAUUGUUGGUGUUGGAGGAGCAGACUUCGAUGCUAUGGAGUUUCUUGAUGGUGACAAUGGAGUUCUUAGGUCUUCAUCAGGAGAACCAGCUGUCAGAGACAUAGUCCAGUUUGUGCCAUUUAGGAAGUUCCAAAAUUCUCCAAAGGAAGCUUUGGCUCAGUGCGUCCUGGCAGAAGUCCCUCAGCAGGUGGUGAACUACUUCAGCACCUACAAAUUGCAACCUCCUAAGAAUUCUGCUGCAAAGUGAGUGGGCUGAGUGGGGAAGCUGAGUCUUCAUGCCUUCUUUACUUGGUGUACCUACAGACUUUGUUUCUUGAGAUACUCUGUAUAUGUACAUAUGCACACCUCUGUGUUAAUGUGUUAGCUUUUUCCUACAAAACAGUUUGCCAAGAGUGUCUUCUGAGGGCCAAAAUUGUAAUUGUUUUGGUAUUCAAUGUAUAUUUAUGGGAUAGAUAUUACAUGGAUGUGUUUUAUUUUGAAAACUAAUAGAGGGGGAAAAAGAUGAGAUUGACUAUGCAGAGAGAGGGAGGAGAAUGAUGAAGAGCAGAAUGGCUGCCUGUUUGGUAAAUGGCCAGUGAGAGUGUUUCUUUCUUCAGUUACUUUCUUGAGUGGGGAUCAACACCAAGCAAUGCAAUUUCUCAGUGAUUGUAAAAACAAUCUGAUGUGAAAAAAGGGCAUAUCUCCAAGCAGGUAAGUUUGUACGUGAUGCAACAAAUCUGGAAUGUUUCACAUUUUUGUGUCUACUAGAGCACCAUAAGAAAACUUAGUGACAGUAGUGAGUGCCAGAACAAAGUGUAGAAGUCCUCCUUGCAUACAUACUUCACAUUUGCUACUUUAGUGCCUUUGACCAGUGCCUUAGAUCUAAGACUGUCUGAAUAUGAGCAAAAUGUCUAAAAAUCUCAGAAAAAUACUACUGGCCCUUGAGGCUACUACUGUAGAUGCUGUAACAUAUAUUUGAGUGAGAACUUCACUUAAAAAACAGGAAGUUCAGGUGUUUUUCUUUCUCUCCUUUGAGACAGCCAUAUGCCUGUUGAUCUUUAAAGGGCCAGGGCACAUUGUGAAGUAGAAAUCAACAUUUUAACUGGAAAAUUCUGUUUAAUAACUGCAUGUUAUCAUACAAAGCUGGUUCUACUGUAUAUUGAUUUUUGUCAUAUUUUGAAUCACGCAUUUUUCUGAUGAACUCUCAAAAGCUAGUGAAAAGUGCCUGCAGAAAACAAUCCUCUUCCACUCCUAGCAGGAAGUUAUAAGUAAAUAUCUUUUGGAUUUUGGAUGUCUAGUUGUAGCAUGUUACAACAAAAUGGGCUAAAACUGAAUUUAGCCUUCUUGGGCACCCAAGAUGGCACCAGUUUAUAGUGUAUGCGCCUUUUCUGGCUGCUGGAGCUGCACUGUUCUUUUUCCACAUAUGCAUAAUUCUGCCAAAAAUCUGAAUUCAUGUUAAUGCAUUAACAAUCAUGGAUGAGUAUUGAGAUUGCUUUACAUAUCCUGUAGGUUGGUCCAAAUGUUCCAUAUGCAGCUGACUAGUUACCACUCAUCGAUUUUUCUUGGUGGAAGAGGGACAUAAAUUGUUUUAGGACUGAGAUAAAAGAAAGAUAUUUUGUUUCGUAUUAAGUCAAGCACUCUUUAAAAAAAAUAUAUAUAUACAUUCGUACAUGUUUUUAUAUAUAUAUAAUUCAUGUUUUGGUCAUAUAAAAGUAUAUGGAGUAAUUUCUUUGUAACUGGAGUGCAAAUGCAUCAGUAUUUCAUACAUAAGGUAUAAUGAACUGUUAUGCUAUAUCUGCAAGAGACAAUAUUAAUAUUAAGGAAGUAGUUAUCAACCUAAAUCACACUGCUUUAGAUUGAUAAAGGAUGAUUUUGCACCAGUUAACUUUCACAGUUGUGUGCUCCAUGCAGACAGGGAGCAAACAAGAUGGGGUGUUAGUGCUUUGUCUGGAUUCAUUGAAGUGGGUAUGUACUACUGAUUGGAAUUCAAAAAUUCCUUUUGAGCUUUCUGCCAAAAAUGAUGCUGCAUCUCAGUUAUGUUGCUGUGGAAGUGCAUUUAAAUGUAUUAACAUAUGUUAAUAAGCAUAACUGUAGUAAUCACCUGCUGUGUAUAAAAUAAAACUUAUUCCUGAAUUCAUUGAGCUUAGGAAAUUAAAUAGCAUAUCAAUAACAUCUAAUCUCAAGGUACCCUAUGCUUUGUAAAAUAAAUAUGUUUCAGACCUGACAAUGGCUAGAAUCGUUUUCCAGGUAUUCAUCUCUUUGGAGCAUACAGCUAAAAGCAUGUUGAAAACUUUGGAAAUUUCCAGGUUGGGCUGAAGCAGUAUUCUGAGCUAAGGUAUGCACCAAAUUGGAUCAAGAGGAAGGGGAAUUUACUCAUUUUGCUGAUUUUUUGUUUUUUGGUUUUUAUUUUUAUUUUUAUUUUUACAUGUGAGAAAUGCCAUAUUAGUUUGAGAGUACCAAGCAAAAUAUUGUGUUAAGUUCUGGAAAGUGUAUGUGCUUGUAGAUCACUUGCACCACCUUGUGAUAAAAGUAAUAUAUAGCAGUCUCUGUAAUCAGGAACUCUUCGCUGUUUAAUGGCUUAAUAUAUACAUACGUGCAGCAGAGAAAUAACCUGUGACCAGAGUUGUGUGUUUUUUUGUUUUUUUGUUUUUUAAAGUACUUUCCAUAUGUAUUUCAGUUCUGAAGCUAACUGGUUUACAAUGCUACACAUUAAAAUUGUCAUUUCAGUA
Lagopus muta (rock ptarmigan) is the source of this 4515-nucleotide messenger RNA. It is a transcript of the gene CPNE3, whose product is annotated as copine 3. The record is from RefSeq and is a predicted model, not a curated record. Bases 453 to 2054 code for a protein of 533 amino acids. NCBI's taxonomy places the organism in Eukaryota, Metazoa, Chordata, Aves, Galliformes, Phasianidae. Gene Ontology annotation, biological process: cellular response to calcium ion; ERBB2 signaling pathway. Gene Ontology annotation, cellular component: plasma membrane. The transcript is spliced from 16 exons. Gene Ontology annotation, molecular function: calcium-dependent phospholipid binding; receptor tyrosine kinase binding.